This is a messenger RNA of Tinamus guttatus (white-throated tinamou), 897 nucleotides long. RefSeq names its product arachidonate 5-lipoxygenase activating protein (gene ALOX5AP). Gene Ontology annotation, molecular function: glutathione peroxidase activity; glutathione transferase activity; enzyme activator activity. NCBI's taxonomy places the organism in Eukaryota, Metazoa, Chordata, Aves, Tinamiformes, Tinamidae. Gene Ontology annotation, biological process: leukotriene biosynthetic process. Gene Ontology annotation, cellular component: membrane; nuclear envelope; endoplasmic reticulum. The record is from RefSeq and is a predicted model, not a curated record.
GGCUGGCAAGAUGAACCACGAAAUGCUGGGAAGUAUCGUCCUGCUCGCCAUAGUCACCUUGAUAAGCGUUGUCCAGAAUGCUUUCUUUGCUAGCAAAGUGGAGCACGAAAGCAAGCACUGCAACGGCAAAGGCUUCCAGCGGCCGGCAUCCUCCGCCUUCGACCGCGUCUACACUGCCAACCAGAACUGUGGACAUACCUACCCCACGUUUCUCGCCGUGCUGUGGUGUGCUGGGCUGCUUUGUAGCCAAGCGCCUGCCGCCUUUGCGGGGCUGAUGUACCUGUUUGUGAGGCAGAAGUACUUUGUGGGCUACCUCGGCGAAAGGACCCAGAGCACUCCUGGACACUUAUUUGGGAAGCGCAUCCUUUUGUUCCUGUUCCUCAUGUCUGUGGCUGGAAUACUCAACUACUAUCUCAUCUUCUUUUUUGGCAGUGACUUUGAAAUGCACAUAAAAACGAUCACCAGUGCAAUCUCUCCACUGCUGCUCAUUCCCUAACUUUUCAUUGCAAUGAGGGGGUCAGCAUGCUUAAUAUAUUGAUGCCCAGGAGCAGCCAUAAUUCAACUGUUUAAGAAAUGAACCUGUAACCCUUUUAGAUUGCUGUAAAUCUAACGCUCAGUGGGCUUUGUAGUUUGAUGUAACCUUGCUUUUUCCUUCAAGAAAAAGAUUUAUUGUGAGCACUCAGCAUGCCCAAGGAAUGGUAACAACUUCCAGUUAAUUCUUUAGAUUCUUUCUGCAAAUUGCACUUUUAAAGCUGAUUUCAUGACUGUGAGGAAUAUUUUACGCUUUCAGGGUAACUGUGCUGUACUUAGCUCUUGUCAUGAAAACCAGGAGCCUCACAGUCUCACUUGUGUGCAGCCAUCCUGACAGAUGUGCAGCUGCAGCUGCAUUCUGCAGUU